ACAUUCAUUUCUACCAAGAGAAAAACAUUUCAUCAUCAUCAUGAGUACUGUUUCAAGAGCAAGCAAGGCCAUUGUGGCAGCAAGUGUUGGAGUUGUGGAGGCACUGAAGGACCAAGCAGGCAUUUGCAGGUGGAACUCACCCACCCUAAGAUCCGCGCAUCAACAAGCCAAGAAGCAUUUCAGGUCAUACUCUCAGGCCAACAAGAGCAAGCUCUCUUCUUCUUCAACCUCUGCUUUGAGCAGAGUCAGAAACGAGAAGCUGAAGAAAUCGGAGGAGUCUUUGAAGACUGUUAUGUACCUGAGCUGCUGGGGUCCCUACACCUAAGACUACUUUCAUGCAAGCACACAAAAUCGAGUGCAAGAUUACUUCGGCUUGGGCUGACCAAAAAUGGAACUUGUUGAUCAUGGCUGGAGUCCGCUGGACAUUGAUUCCCAAGUCCCUGUUAUUGAGGAAAAUUGAUGUAAAUAAAUAAAUAUAGGGAAGUUAAAUUCACACCCUUUGAAACUGAUGUAAAUAAAUAAAUAUAAGAAAGUGAAAUCCACAUUUUUUAAAUUGUAAUUUAU
Fragaria vesca subsp. vesca is the source of this 564-nucleotide messenger RNA. RefSeq lists its product as uncharacterized. NCBI's taxonomy places the organism in Eukaryota, Viridiplantae, Streptophyta, Magnoliopsida, Rosales, Rosaceae. The coding region runs from base 41 to 325 and encodes 94 amino acids. The transcript has a single exon. The record is from RefSeq and is a predicted model, not a curated record.